AUGUAUAUAGACAGAUUUCUUCUAUGGCUGUUGGUAGCGAGGUGCGCGUGCGCAGAGCGCUGGGCCUGGCCGGACGCGGGCCCGGCGGACUCAGUGGGCGACGAGAGUGUGCGGAUUGACAACAAAGUGAGUUUCAUCGACUCCGACUCACAGCAAAGAAAUACUAAAAGAGAUAGCAAUAUACAAGCAGACGAGAUUCCCUUCGAAGAGGCAACGGAUACGCAGGGCUUCUACAACCAGCCGCCGGGAGCGGGGCGCUACCCCGUGCGCGUCGAGCAGGGCUACGACAAUGGCAUACGUAUAAACGGACAAACAGUCUUCCUGAAUGAUCAAAAUAGGGACGGAGCGCUGGACUCGCUGCAGCACUGCAAGUGCGUGUCCCGCCCAGACUGUCAAGUACAGACUGAUUAUAAUAACGCAUGCGGAACUAACCAAUAUCUAUGCUGUUACAAUCAACCCAGACAACAAAAUAAGUAUCCUUCAGAAUAUUUCAACGAAGUCGACGAUCAUUCAAUGCUAUAUCCCAAUCAAGCGAACAUUGCAGGAGCUUUCCUUCCGCCCAACAGUAAUAACGGACUAUUUAGACCAAAUCACGAGACUUACAAUAAUCGAGAUCAGGCAAUACUCGUCGGCCCUGGCGGCCCCACUGACAGCAUCGGCCCGCAAAAAAAUCAAGUAUUAGUCGGCCCCGGCGGCCCCACCGGAGUUAUUGGCCCUGAAAGACCUGCUUUUGUAGACUCUCAAGGUGAAAAUAAAAAUCACGGCCAUAAAAAUAUUUUAGUUGGUCCAGAGGGUCCCACCGGAGAAAUAGGUCCUAGCGAAAGUGCACAAAGGGGAGUACUCGUCGGACCGGGAGGUCCCACAGGAAUUAUUGGUCCAGCGUUCAACCGGCCAGUUUUAGUUGGUCCUGGUGGCCCAACUGGAAUGAUAGGUCCGCGCCGCCAAGGUGUUCUGGUUGGACCCGGUGGGCCCACAGGAAUAAUAGGCCCUUCUAGAUUCAACCGUCCCUCACAAAACCCGGGGGUGCUAGUGGGCCCAGGUGGUCCCACGGGAAUAAUAGGUCCAGGAAGGCAAAUUCUCGUCGGUCCAGGAGGCCCAACAGGCUGCUCGCGUCGCAAAAAAUAUCCAAAUGAAUACAAAGCAAACAAAAAUUAUACUAAAAAAGGACGAGGCUGCUUGCAC
Messenger RNA from Brenthis ino (lesser marbled fritillary), 1182 nucleotides. NCBI's taxonomy places the organism in Eukaryota, Metazoa, Arthropoda, Insecta, Lepidoptera, Nymphalidae. The record is from the annotation of a GenBank genome assembly.